Linum tenue is the source of this 240-nucleotide messenger RNA. The record is from the annotation of a GenBank genome assembly. Lineage: Eukaryota; Viridiplantae; Streptophyta; Magnoliopsida; Malpighiales; Linaceae.
AUGAACAUCAGCUUCCAAAUGAUGAUCAUGAUCAAGAUCCUCGUAGCCAACCUCGUCAACGAUUGGAAGACCAAAAUGAAAGGCGACAAUCGAGGAAGAAUCUCUCUAGGUUUGGCAGCGGUCCUUGCUCUAAUGAAAACCGCUAGAUUGUUUUUCCUCCUAGACACUCCCAACUCCAUCCUCGAAUUCGAUGACAUGGUUACUGGGAUCAACGUCGUUAUGCUCGCCGAUAUUAAUUAA